AUGUCGGUAGAAGAAUUGGGCAAAAGAGUCGAUGAGCUUACAGAGCUCGUGAGAAAGCAAAGUGAGGUGAUUGCCAAAACUGGUAAACAAAUGAUGGAGUACCAGGUCAAGGACGUCAAGUCCAGAAUGGCGGCUUUGAACACGGAUCAGAACCAGCAGAAGAUCGAUACGGAUGAGUUUGCCACGAAUGACGAUUUGGUUCAGUUGGUGACCGAGUUGCAAAGCCAGCUUGACUACUUGGAAGACCGUAAUGUCAAGAGAGUGUACAAUUCACAUAUUGCUGAGGAUGCUGACGCUUCUACUAGAAUUGCUCCAUUGACCAGUAAGGAUGGAGAGCAUCCUCCUGAUUUCUAUCCAAAGACUAUUGGAGAGUUUAAGAAGAUCGAUGCUGCUUCGCUCUUGCAAUUGUGUGAGUUCUUUGAGCUUAUUGUUGAAAACAACAACCCUGAAGACGUGGCCGAGCUUUUGAAGCUGGAAACGCUCAGCAAGGAAGAGGCCGAGAAGCUCUUUAACCCUCAGCCAAAGUCUCUCGAGGAGAAGUUGAAGGGCUUGAAGAAGGAAGACGAGGUCGAGUUGUUUGACGAGUUGGCCCGUUUCAUCGGUGUUCGUAGAGUUAUUCGUAACCAGAGAAAGGGUGCUGGCUCCAUCUUCACCGCUCACACCAGAUUGAGAAAGGGUGCAGCCAAGUUGAGAACCUUGGACUACGCCGAACGUCACGGUUACAUUCGUGGUGUUGUCAAGCAGAUCAUCCACGACUCCGGUAGAGGUGCUCCUUUGGCCAAGGUCGUCUUCAGAGACCCAUACAGAUACAAGUUGAGAGAGGAGACUUUCGUCGCCAACGAGGGUCUUUACACUGGUCAGUUCGUCUACUGUGGUAAGAAGGCUUCCUUGAACGUCGGUAACGUCUUGCCUUUGGGCUCUUGUCCUGAGGGUACCAUUGUCUCCAACGUCGAAGAGAAGGUUGGUGACAGAGGUGCUUUGGGUAGAACCUCUGGUAACUACGUUAUCAUUAUCGGACACAACCACGACGAGGGUAAGACCAGAGUCAAGUUGCCAUCCGGUGCCAAGAAGAUCAUCAACUCUGACGCCAGAGGUGUCAUUGGUGUUGUUGCCGGUGGUGGUAGAAUCGACAAGCCAUUGUUGAAGGCCGGUAGAGCUUUCCACAAGUACAAGGCCAAGAGAAACUCCUGGCCAAGAACUAGAGGUGUGGCCAUGAACCCAGUUGAUCACCCUCACGGUGGUGGUAACCACCAGCAUAUUGGUAAGGCUUCUACCAUCUCUAGAGGUGCUGUUCCAGGUCAGAAGGCUGGUUUGAUUGCCGCCAGAAGAACUGGUUUGUUGAGAGGUACCCAGAAGACUCAGGACUAA
Candidozyma haemuli is the source of this 1368-nucleotide messenger RNA. Its product is annotated as 60S ribosomal uL2 domain-containing protein. Gene Ontology annotation, cellular component: cytosolic large ribosomal subunit; ribosome. The coding region runs from base 1 to 1368 and encodes 455 amino acids. Gene Ontology annotation, molecular function: structural constituent of ribosome; RNA binding. Gene Ontology annotation, biological process: cytoplasmic translation. The record is from RefSeq and is a predicted model, not a curated record. The transcript is spliced from 2 exons. Lineage: Eukaryota; Fungi; Ascomycota; Pichiomycetes; Serinales; Metschnikowiaceae.